Varanus komodoensis (Komodo dragon) is the source of this 4097-nucleotide messenger RNA. RefSeq names its product NEDD4-binding protein 2-like 2. The transcript is spliced from 11 exons. Gene Ontology annotation, molecular function: transcription corepressor activity. Gene Ontology annotation, cellular component: nucleus. Bases 133 to 3819 code for a protein of 1228 amino acids. Lineage: Eukaryota; Metazoa; Chordata; Lepidosauria; Squamata; Varanidae. The record is from RefSeq and is a predicted model, not a curated record. Gene Ontology annotation, biological process: negative regulation of transcription by RNA polymerase II.
GAUUGGAGGCCACCAUUUUGGCAAGCGGAGGUUCGGGGAUUAUUGGGUUGUCUCUUAGUUCAGCUGGGUGGUAUGGCGGUUUCUAUUUGAUUGCCUAGACGUUUGGAAAGAGAGUGGAGCCUUUUUCUUGAGAUGCUUCAUGCUGAGUGUAAGCCAAGAUACCUUGAAAGUCAGGAUGCAUCAGUAACUGAGCCUUGUUCUAAAAGGAUGAAAUCAACAGAAGAACCUUAUGGUAAAUCAUACGAUGGAUUGCAAAGACUUCAUGAGGAAAUACAUAUUAAAAAAACCCAUAGUGGAUUUAUUCCAUUGUCCCUACCUGAUGAUCAUGAGGUACAACAAGAAAAAGAACCUGCAGAAGUUGUGGACCAAUUUAACAAGGCAUUCCCUGGUAAAAAAAUAGUGUCAUCAGAGCCUUCAAAUUCAGUAAACAAGAGUGAAGGAGAGACUGAACUGUAUAGCACAAGCAAAGCAUUUAUUGGACCUCUUUAUAAAAAUGAAACCAGUACCCUACAUGAUCAAAAGAAAUUUGACAGCAGUUCUCCCAAACGGUCAAACACAACACUUGGUAGAAGUAAUAAGAAAAUAGUGGCACCAAAACAGGCUCUUCCCUGUGAUGUACCGAAAUUAGAAGAUGAAUUGUCCCAGUUUUAUAGUGAAAUUUCUCAGCUUGAAAGCAAUGAAAACUGUUUGGACAGUGCCUUGCAGGGUACUGAAACAAACUCCCAUAAACAACCUGUGGAACACAAUAAAUGGAAUCAAAAAGUUUGUGAAAGCUCUCAGGAAUGGCCCUGUAAAACAUUUCUUAAGAAUGGUGAUGGAUAUUCAUUUUAUAAUGAAUCAAAUAAUCACAGAACAGGCAGAGAACAAUAUCACUCUGGUAACUCAGGUCACAGAAGUGGCUUUCAACGAUGUUGUGACCAUGAAAGAAAUGUAAGGGAAGCUGAACAGUUAUGUAAUAGACAUGAAGGUUCUAGAUUCUACAACAGUUCUUUGGCUCAGCUUAGACCUAGUUGGCAACACACACAUCCAUUUAUUGUACCCUACAGCCCAAUACCUCCUCAGUUCCCUGCUCAUUUUAGUUUUCAGGAACCUAAUUCCUCAUUACUUCAUUCAGAUAUUUUCCAACACUCAAAUGUGGGACCAUUUAAAAACUCCCAUAUAAACAUGAGCAGUUCAAUAUCGGAUCAAAAUAGCGAGUAUGCUAAUCAUUUUGGUACUCAUACUGCGCAGACCACCAGAAGUGGAUAUAAUGUGCCUGAUGAACAUGUGGUUAAUGGUUUCUGUGAAACCCGACCAUGUUGGGAAGACAUUCGAUCAUACCAGACUGAAGGAUCAAACAUAGUUUCUCAGCAGUUUCCUGAGGACAAGCUAUGUGAGUCACAAAAGCUACUUCUAAUUUUAAGAGGUCUUCCAGGCUCAGGGAAGACAACAUUGUCUCAUAUUCUGCUUGGUCAGAGUCGUGAUGGUAUUGUAUUCAGCACUGAUGAUUACUUUCGUCAGAACAAUGGAUGUUGGUCAUAUAAUGUCUGUCAACUUGGUGCUGCUCAUGACUGGAACCAGAAGAGAGCAAAACAAGCAAUGGACCAGGGAAGAUCCCCAAUUAUAAUAGACAACACUAAUACACAAGCCUGGGAAAUGAAGCCUUAUGUAGAAGCGGCCCUAGAAAAAGGCUACCGAGUGGAAUUUCGUGAACCAGACACAUGGUGGAAGUUUAACCCUGAGGAAUUAGAAAAGAGGAACCAACAUGGGGUCAUUCGUGAGAAGAUUGUUCAAAUGCUGGAAAGAUAUGAAUAUCAAAUUUCCAUACCAAUUGUCAUGAAUUCUGUUCUGCCUUUACACAAAAUUUCACAAACACCACCUCCACAAAGAAGACAGAGGGAAUCAGUGGUAAAGAAGAAGCAUAGAUUACACAAGAUGAAACAGAAGAGGAAACGAAAAAGAAACAGAAAAAUGAAAGGUGCCACUAUUAAAGCAAUGGAAAAAAAGUCAAAUGGACAGUUAACUCCAAGUGAUGAAGACACAUCACAGAGUGAACAAGACGAAUCAGAAGACAGUGAAAAAUCAGUUGUGACUGGGCAUCUGAAUGUGCCUAAAGAUGUUGGUGAGGAUGGCUCUGCUAUUGAUAAUGAUUUAAAACCCCCUGAAUUGCAAAAAGGGUUUCUUGAUUCCAGUAUGGUGGAUCCAAUAACUUUAGGUAAUUCAGUCAAGACAGAUGCUCUUGUAAGAAUCAACAGUCAGCCUCUGAUCAGCUUGCCAUCUGUUCCCAAUGAAAACAUUCAUGAGCAAAAAUACAAUGAUCAUUUGCCAGACAUAUUUGUAGAGAGCAAGAGCAACAUUUUGGACUGUAACAGUGAAACAUCUCUAAAAAUGGACCACAGUGGAAAAGAAAAUGGUGCUUGCCUGAGUAAUAUGGAAAACAAAGAUACAUCUCCUAAUGUCAUGCCUGAACUUGGCUUGGAAAGGAAAUUGCUGAGUCAUGAGGAAGCAACCAUUCCUCAUCAACAUGAGACAUCAAAAAAUGAGAAAAAUACUUGGGCAUUCUUUUCUUUUGAUUCUACUGACAAUCAGCCCCCUGCUGACUCAGCUAAAAGUGAAUCCUAUUUGAUGUGGCAGGAAGAUACAUUUAAUAUCAUUUAUGAGCAAAGGCCAAAGAAGAUUAGAAGGCCUAAGCAGGUCAUCUCUGGAAAAACUGCAGAAUUAACUGAUGAUAAAUCUAAUAAAGAAUUCAGGAGAGGAGAUGCAGAAAUGUUAUGUGAAAAGGAUGGUCUAACUGAUUGUGCUUUGCCAUCACCACUGACUGAGAGCAUCUAUAAUGUACCAUGCAUUGAAACAAAUGAAUUACCCCCUGAAUCUGAAACUAAAGUCAGUAUACCAAAUGAAGCAAGAUCAUUAUCAUCAGCAAGAAAACAGAGAAGGUGCAAAAGAAUAUUCAAGCUGGCCCCAAACUUCGAUAUACCCAGGCAGAUUCCUGCUAGAAAGGAUGAGGCAGUCUUAAAAUAUGUACAUGUAUUGACAGAGCAAGAAGACAUUUCAAAUGAAGAAACUGGAAAAGAGAAUAAGCAAAGCCUUGGUUGCUUUGAGUGUCCAUCGCUUUCUAGUCAUGAUGUAGUAGUAACAUCUUCUCAUCUAGAUGUAGAACUUCUCUGCUAUAACUGUUCCAACCAACCUACAGAACAAUGUCAAUUGAUGGACUUUUCAGCAGAAGCGGCCACUGUUCCUAUCCAGAUAUGUACUUCUGCUUCGUGUAAAGCUUCCAUACCUACUGAAGAACAAAUCGUUGCUUUUGAUCAAACUUUGUUAGUUAACACAGAGAAAGAAAGAAUGAAAAUACCUCCAGAUGCUUCAACUACUCAGCCAGAUAUUUUGUGUUCAGUUAAAACAAUCACUGAAUACCUUACAGACCCUGCUGCUGAAAACUUAGAAAAUAUACAGCAAGUUAAUGAAACUGAAAAUACAAAGUAUUCUCAAAUCAAAGAAGAUAAAGCUCAUUUAAAUACUAAACCCAAUUUUUUGGGGCUUCCUUUAUCACAAGGAUUUGCAGUUCAGCUAGUAGAACUUUUUGGUUCCCCAGGAAUUCCAUUGGAUGCUUUACUACCAGACGAUUAUGUAGUUCCCCUUGACUGGGCAACAUCAAAGGAGAUCUAUUUACAGUGGAAGACUUCUGUGGAGAAGAAGCAGAAAAACAAUGUACUGAAAGAAAACAGUUCCUUGCCUGCUGAUGGAACUGCCUUGGAUUAUUCAAAUAAAGAUAGUCAAGAGAGGCAAGAAUCUUCUGAAGUAAACUCGCAAAGGCACUUGAGAGAAGCAUCAUUACUUUGAUCAAUUCUUUUUAGAUGCCUUCUCUAAGCAACAGUGGUGGCCUGUCCUGAAUUUUUUCAGAAAAAUUAAUGUCAACAUUUUGUGCUGAAAGAAUUUAUUCAAUUUUGCCUUUGCUGCGGAUGGACUUCAGUUAACAGCCAGCUAGAAUAAAUGCAAACAAUUAGAACAAUGAGAAUUCAAACUCUAAAUGUUGCUGAAUUCAUGAUCCAGUCAUGCUGCUGUUUUUCAUCCACAUAGCCUCUGAAUUUUGUUUUGAAAUAAAGUUAAACUUGAACAAU